Pygoscelis adeliae (Adelie penguin) is the source of this 1160-nucleotide messenger RNA. RefSeq names its product idnK, gluconokinase homolog (E. coli) (gene IDNK). Bases 2 to 487 code for a protein of 161 amino acids. Lineage: Eukaryota; Metazoa; Chordata; Aves; Sphenisciformes; Spheniscidae. The record is from RefSeq and is a predicted model, not a curated record. Gene Ontology annotation, molecular function: gluconokinase activity. The transcript is spliced from 3 exons. Gene Ontology annotation, cellular component: cytoplasm.
GAUGGAAAUCUACGAUGCAGACGAUUAUCAUUCUCCAGAGAACAAAAAGAAGAUGGCAGAAGGGAUACCACUAAAUGAUGAGGACAGGAUUCCUUGGCUUUGUGCACUGCAUGAUAUACUAAGGAGAGAAGACUCAUGCAGACAAGAUGCAAUUCUGGCCUGUUCUGCACUAAAGAAGAUGUAUAGGCGUGUAUUAGUUAGUGGAGCAUCUGCAAUUGAAAGCAACCAGCCAGAGCAACCAGGAGAAAAUGCAGCACUGAAAAUCCUCUUUGUUCAUUUGGAUGGGCCUAUGGACAUCAUUGCUGGCCGCCUGAAGAAGAGGAGAGGACAUUUUAUGCCACCUGAACUUCUCAAGUCUCAGUUUGAUGCUCUGGAGCCUCCUAGCGCACCAGAAAAUUUUAUUACUGUCAGUCUAGAAAAAUCUCUCCCUGAAAUAGUACUGGAGAUUCAGCGUGCCAUUUUUCAGGGUGAGGCUUUUCUGGAGUAAGUUUCUGAAUUACACAUACAGAAAUUCCCUUAAGGAUAUCAAGGGUAUGAAACAGCAUUUUAAUUAUCAAAUCGAUUAUUAAAUCAAAACAACUUAUUUUUCCCGAUAAUUAAAUGGAUUGCAGUGUUAAGAGCUGGGUUACUACUGUUGGUAUUUUUAUCGUGGCUGUGUAAAAGACAUACAAGCUGAAAUUUUCAAAAACUCUCAACUUUUUAAACCCUUCACCAUAUGAAGUUAAACCCCUCAUUUUAGGAAGAGCCUGCUUUUGAAAAUCCUGCCAAGGGUCACACACAAUAAUUUAAUUUCUUCAUUUUAAUUUUACUCUGUCAAACAUGGAGAUGGGCACAUCUGCUAUUAAGUGAUGAAAUAAUUUACAGCUUUGUUAGAAACAAUUUUAUUUUUCUAGAAGUGUAAGAGACAGGAACAUGCAUGAUGAAGUUUCAUGCCCGACACUACCACUGUCUCACUGCCAGAUUUUCAACAAGUUGUAGCUUCUGUGUUUGUGUCCUUGCUAACCUCACCAGGACACUGGUGACUUCAUGAGACCUUUCGUGAACUCAUUGUAUGCAUUGAACUCCAAGCCGAAAAAUGUGAGAAAAAAGGUAGUGGUGGUGAGACAAUACACAAAAUAUGAUUGUAUGGCAAGCUUUAGAAAUAAAGUAUAAGCAGCAUC